Molecule: messenger RNA, 2173 nt
Organism: Closterium sp. NIES-67
Lineage: Eukaryota; Viridiplantae; Streptophyta; Zygnematophyceae; Desmidiales; Closteriaceae
Source: the annotation of a GenBank genome assembly
AGGCUGAUGGUCUUGUGUUGACCCACCUCUAAGGCCGACGAAGGCUGGAUGAUUGGUUGAUCGUCUUGUGUUCGCUGCCUGAUGAAGGUUGCCGCAUUCCAACACGUAGUAGUGUGACAACCGAGGCCAACGGCCUCGGGCAUACAAAUAGAGACCGUUUGGUAACCGCUUGGCCUACAGCAGUAUUAAGGAAUCGCGGUCGCGGCCGCCUUAGAACGGCAUACUGUCGUGAUAGGCCUCGCUUAGCUUCCUCGUGUUUACAGUAGUAGUCUUCCUCUUGAACCAGUGUCAGGAACUCGUUAUGCCCACUUUUUGAAGUGUCUAAAGUGACGUCUAAAGUCGUAACUCGUGACUUCAAAAGUCGUCUUCAACCAGUGGAAGCAACUCGUAAUGUCCACUCUUCGCCGAUCUCUUCUGCGCCUUCAGGCCGCCGUUAUUCUGAUCCCAGCCAUCCUCGUUAUAGGACCACCAUUCGAUGUAAAACACCAGCUCGUUGCAGCGCAGGGCGGAGAUUCGUCCAGCGAGUCAGAUGGGGGAGGAGCGGGAGCAGGCAAUGACGGCUUCGCGGAAUUUUCGCCGCUUUCAUACACUUGUCCGCAGGAAAUGGCGUCUCGCCCUUACUCUGACAGCUUCGAUCCCUCCUCUUUACUAUCCGCCAAGUUCAUAUCCGUGGGUCGCCUCUACGAGCAGCUCAGCAAGGCUCGGCUGCACUUGGGGGAGGUGCUAUCUGUGGCGCUCCAUGCAGGUCGCACCCUCAUCCUGCCGUCCGUUGGCAACAGCCGGAUCGGCACUGUAGCAGAUUAUGCCUUCCCCUUCUGCACUUAUUUCGACCCGGGCAGCCUCGGGCAGUUUGUGCCGUGGGUCUCGGAGGAGUUUUUUUAUGGGCAGGUGGUGCCGGCGUGGCAGGCAGCAGGGCGAGGGGAGGGGAGUGUGGUGGCGCUGGUGCUGGGAGAUAAUAAGAUGAAGGCUUGUGACGUGUAGAGAGCGUCCUACGCUAAGGUCGGGCGCAACACCAACACGCCCGGCCUGCAGCCCAAUGCCGAGCUUCGUUCCAAUGCCUCUCUCCUCCUUAACCGCGCCCUCCUCUCUCCCGCCCUCUGCACCCGCACCUGCACCACUAAACGCCGAGCCAAGCCGCCCGGAGCCGAGGACCUGCUGGUAAAGGACAGAGAUGCUACAGUGCUGCCAGGGGAAGAGCCGAUGGUGGCCCUGGGAAGUAGGGGAGGCGAGGAAGAGGUGGAGGGGAAGAAAGGGAAGGAAGGGCGAGAAAUAGAAGGUAGCAAGGAAGAGACUAUUACUGGCGAAGAGCCCGAUCGGAAUGCUGACGUGGCGGUGGUGUUCAAGUCGUCGCCACUGAUGUGUCUCUCCCGGAUAGGCCGGCUGGCAUCAAAGGCACAGAGGGCCCUGGUGUACCCACCGCACCUGCACCUUGUAGCAGAUCACUUUAUAACGAAGAAUUUCCAAGCAGGUGGGGCGAUGAAUGGAAACGGGGGGGGCACAAAUGGUCAAGAAAGUCAAGGAAGUCAAGGAGGGGGCGCAUUGUUUCUGGCGGCGCACUGGCGGCUGGAGAAGGCGCUGAGGGCGGGAGUGAGGGCGCAGCAGCUGGCAGCGUGUGCGCGGGGGCUGCUGGCGAGUGUGAGGGGGUGGGCGAGGACGGUGGGUAUGGGGGGCGGCAGGGGAGGAGGAGGAGGGGAUGGGGGCAGGAAGGAAAAGGGAGGUGGAAAAACGCUGGCGGUGUUUCUGGCAACAGAUCUGACUCCGGAUGACAGGUGGAUGUCCAACUCGUUCACUGUUCUCAGCAAGGAGCACAGGGACCUCGCUUUGAGAACUGUGCAGCUGCUGCAUGAGGAGCUCCAUCCGAUCACAUGGGCUGCUGUGGACCCCUCAGUGCCUCAGCUGGAUACGGGCGUGCAGGCCAUCCUUGAUAAGCUACUAUGCAUGAAGGCUACAGUGUUUCUUCAUGCGCCUAUGGCUUGCACUGGGGCGCAUGACCCACAUGGCUCAAGCUUUACGGAAGAAAUAUGUGCCAGUAGAGAAGUUGAAGACAAUGAGGCCGGUGGUAGAGGGGAUGGCUCGCUACGCAACAGAUGCACAACGUGGGAUGCGGAUGUGGUUUGAAAUUUUUUAUGCAUACAACCAUACGUGUGUCCUGUAUUAAAUGGAUCCACUGUAC